Molecule: messenger RNA, 1500 nt
Organism: Impatiens glandulifera
Lineage: Eukaryota; Viridiplantae; Streptophyta; Magnoliopsida; Ericales; Balsaminaceae
Product: UDP-glucuronic acid decarboxylase 1-like
Exons: 6
Coding region: 78-1385 (435 amino acids)
Biological process (GO): D-xylose metabolic process
Cellular component (GO): cytoplasm
Molecular function (GO): UDP-glucuronate decarboxylase activity; NAD+ binding
Source: RefSeq, a predicted model, not a curated record
CUGGUUUCCUGUUUCAUCUCUCCCAAUUCACAUUUCUCAACCUGAUUUUCAUUCCACCAAUCGAUCCAAAUUCAACCAUGAAACAACUCUACAAACAGUCCAGCAUCAAUCAUCGGCGAGAUGAGGAGAUGCCGUCGUCGGCCAUCACACCUCCAUACUCUCCAAAGAUCCAAAAGCAUCCAAGAUCUCUCCCUAGAUCCAUCAACUACCUCCUCAAAGAACAGCGUCUUCUCUUCGUCCUCGUCGGAAUUCUAAUCGGCUCCACUUUCUUCAUUCUCCAACCUACCCUCUCCCGCAUCGGCCCCACUGAGUUCCACUCCUCGAUUCCCAGAUCGGUUUCUCUAUACGGACGUGAUUCGUCCUCGCAAUACCGAGGGAAUUACGCCGGGAGAGAGGUUGGUGGUAGAGUUCCCGUAGGAAUUGGCCGGCGGCGUUUGAGGAUUGUUAUUACAGGCGGCGGCGGAUUCGUCGGUAGUCAUCUGGUUGAUAAGUUGAUCGCGAGAGGAGAUGAUGUGAUUGUGAUCGAUAAUUUCUUCACUGGAAGGAAGGAGAAUGUUAUGCAUCAUUUUGGUAACCCUAGGUUUGAACUUAUUAGACAUGAUGUUGUUGAACCUAUAUUGUUAGAGGUUGAUCAGAUCUAUCACUUGGCUUGCCCUGCUUCUCCUGUUCAUUACAAGUAUAAUCCAGUGAAGACAAUCAAAACAAAUGUAAUGGGAACUCUUAAUAUGCUUGGUCUGGCAAAGAGAAUAGGGGCUAGGUUUUUGUUGACUAGCACAAGUGAAGUUUAUGGGGAUCCUCUUGAGCAUCCCCAGAAAGAAACGUAUUGGGGACAUGUUAAUCCGAUAGGUGUUAGGAGCUGCUAUGAUGAAGGAAAGCGGACAGCUGAAACAUUGACAAUGGAUUAUCAUCGAGGCGCAGGUGUUGAGGUCAGAAUAGCUAGGAUUUUCAAUACUUAUGGGCCUAGGAUGUGUUUGGAUGAUGGCCGUGUUGUGAGCAACUUUGUUGCACAGGCUAUUAGAAAACAACCAUUGACUGUAUAUGGUGAUGGAAAGCAAACUCGAAGCUUCCAAUAUGUAUCUGACUUGGUGAAUGGAUUGGUGGCAUUAAUGGAAGGAGAACAUGUAGGUCCAUUUAACUUGGGAAACCCUGGGGAAUUCACCAUGUUAGAGCUAGCUGAGGUGGUAAAAGAAACAAUUGAUCCAAGUGCAGCCAUUGAAUUCAAACCAAACACAGCUGACGACCCACAUAAGAGAAAGCCAGAUAUUAGCAAGGCGAAAGACCUAUUGAACUGGGAACCGAGAGUAUCACUCAGGGAAGGUCUGCCGAGAAUGGUUUCUGAUUUUAGGAAUCGCAUCUUGAACGAAGAUGAAGGUAAAGGGAACUAAUUCCAUAACAAUACAAACAUACAAGUUGAUUGGGCUAGUAUAUUAUAUGAUGCAUACAUUGUUGUUAUUAUUAUUUUUGUGCUUUUUAUCAUAAAAGGGCAAUCUUUUUGACUUA